AUGAACGAGGAGAUGGAGAGGUGGGGGACCCGCGACCAGGACCAAAGGCAAGGACACACUGGCCUGUCAGCCGCCGGCUUCAGAUUUCUGGGCUGGCGGCCCAGCGGUGCGCUCUGCAGUGCAGGGUGGCGGAUUAGUAGAAUAGCAGAUGAGGAAGACCCUGCUUUUGAGGAGGAAAAUGAAGAAAUUGGAGGAGGUACAGAAGGACAGGGUAAAAGAGAGAGACUUUUCUCUAAAGAAUUAUGGUGUAUGAUGCAUGGGUUUGGGGAUGACCAGAAUCCUUACAUGGAGUCGGUGGAUAUUCUUGAAGAUCUUGUCAUAGAAUUCACUGAAAUGACUCACAAGGCAAUGUCAAUUGGAAGACAAGUUCAUGUUAAAGUUGAAGAUAUUGUCUUCUUGAUUCAAAAGGACCCUAGGAAGUUUCCUAGAGUUAAAGAUUUAUUUACUAUGAAUGAAGAACUGAAACGGGCUAGAAAAGCAUUUGAUGAACUGAACUAUGGAUCCUGA
This is a messenger RNA of Jaculus jaculus (lesser Egyptian jerboa), 507 nucleotides long. Its product is annotated as transcription initiation factor TFIID subunit 13-like. The transcript has 3 exons. Gene Ontology annotation, molecular function: protein heterodimerization activity. NCBI's taxonomy places the organism in Eukaryota, Metazoa, Chordata, Mammalia, Rodentia, Dipodidae. Gene Ontology annotation, biological process: transcription by RNA polymerase II. Gene Ontology annotation, cellular component: transcription factor TFIID complex. The record is from RefSeq and is a predicted model, not a curated record. Bases 1 to 507 code for a protein of 168 amino acids.